ACAGAAUUAUGUAAGUUUGAUUCAUGCGUUUGAUGCAUUGAUGCUAUCAUUUUUAAAGCGUUUUUUAAUGGGAUAGGAAAUAUAUUUCUGUUCUUUUACAUGACAGGUUGUUCUGGAUUUCUCUUGGUGUAGUGUUUUAGAAGUCCCUGCCGUUUUCAGUUCACGAAAAUGCCGUUUUCAAGGGAUUCCUAUAGUCGUUUGGAGUCACCUAUUAAAUAUGGCUGUGAUGAAACGGACGCGCUCUGUGGUUUACAACAAACAAACCAAACCGACGGAGAAGAUGACGAUCUUGUUGGUUACUCUUUAGACUUUGCUGAACCUAAGCACAGUUUCGUUGGUCACGUCAAGCAAAGCUGUAGGAACGUAGGACGAAAGUUUAUGAGUGGACUUCACUUUGUUUUGAAAGUUGCAUUUGGGAAAUGGCCGAUUGCGCUCAUUAUCUUAAUUUCCUAUAUCGGGUUAACCGUCGGCCUGAUUGUUGUAGCUUUAACGGGGAGAUAUCGUGAGUUUCGUAAAGAUAUAUCCCUUGAUUCGUUUAUGGUACCAGAUAUUAAGGUUUCAAGUGAUUUCGCGGCUUUCAACGCAGCUAAAAAGCAGGGAAAGUCAAAUUCUCCAUAUUCUUUUCAAAUGUUUUUGAAUAUAGGUACAUGCACUGGGAAUAAAAUAAACCCUCAGCCAAGAAAGAUCCCUGGGCGAUUGAAAAGAAGUGUUGAGGGUACAAACUUUCAAGGUAAACUUUCGUGGACUCUUGAUCUCGUGUAUGUUUCGAAGGGGGGCGAUAAUAUUUUCACAAAGAAACGCUUACGAGAGAUCCAUGACAUUGAAAACUCGCUUAUGAAACACAAAAACUAUGACAAACAUUGCUAUAUUUCACCACAAAUAUUUAUGAAGGAUGAAGCAUUAAAGAAAUAUGGCAAUUGUACGCCUCCAAAUUCAAUGACAAAUUACUUUUAUUCGCGUGGAAAAAUUUAUGACGGCCAAAACGAAGAACUGUCAAGACCCAUCAACGAGACACUCCAGUUUUUAAAAAGUAAAGAGUAUUUCUUUUCGUAUGUCUCGGAUGAUUUCAGCAAGAAAGAUAGCAGUAAUAUUCUGAGAGCACAAAUUCUCUUUGGGAGGCCAGUACAGGGGGUACCGUUUCAAACCUCCGCACAGAAAGAGGAAUUUAAACGCUUUGUAACAACAUAUGUAGAUGCUUUGGAUGAGCUCAAUAACAACAAGUAUGUAUAAUUCUCAUUAAAUAUAAAUUAAGUUCAUUCCCAGUGUUAAUAUUUUCGUUUAGGUUAUUUGUCUUAUUCGGUAACAACUUAAUAUCUUUGGUGUUUAGGGUGGUUUAUUACUUCUAUUGUGGCAACAAUGCACUCACAAUAGUGAGACUCUUUGUUAUCUGAUACAGUGUCUCAAAUUUUAUGUAUUAAUGUUGAAAGAAUAUUUACUGAGUUACUGAAACUUGAUAUAUAUUGCUGACAGCAAUAAAAAUAUAUUAAAGAUAGCAUAAUCUGAUCAAUACAUUGUAUAUAAAAAGUCGUUUGGGGAUAUUUUGAAAAAAUUCCUUUUUCAACCAAGAAUUCUUUAAUUUGAUAGUGCCAAUUUUAAACUCUCCUAAUUAAUGCAAAUAUCUUUGUGAAAUGACAUAUUGCACAUUUGUUGUAUAAUGAGGCCCCCCUUACGGUAAAUUCCAACUGGAAAGCUGCAUUGAAACGGCAGAAUGUAGAAAAUAAAAAUGAUGGCAACAUUUGACACAAAUUCUGUCUAAAUUGUAGAGGGUCUCCCAAGUCUGUGUUCCUGGUUUCCAUUCGAAAUUUUCCCUUUUAUUUCUUUUUAUUUAUUUAACUUUGCCUUGACAAAAAAUGUACACAAAACAAGUACAACAAUUCAUAUACAUGAGACAUAACAAGAGGCGGGACACCACAACAGUUUACACCAUUUACUGUGGGCCCUUUGUUCCCUUCUCCCCCACAAACCCCCAGUUUACAUGCUUUCUUGUUUCAUGCUAUGUUUUGACUUUGUUCCUGUGUUCCCAUUUAACUAAGAUGCAUUUAAGAUUAAUGGAAACAGAGGUAGUCUAAUCAACUCGCAAAUACUUCAUACUUGACAAGUAACACAUCCAGACAUUCCAACUACUGGAUGUAAAAUUUAGGGAGACUGUUCAAUGAAUUGAAAUCUAGUUCUUCUGAGAAAAAAUGAUAAAAAUUAAGUCUUCUGAAAUGGCAUUUCCUGCAUUUUGGGAGUAUGUUGUUAUAAGUGAUCCUAUAAAUUGCCAUAAAGUAACUUCAUAGAAAGGUCAAGACAGACUAUUAUGGUGCUAAAAACAGUAUAUUUAUGAUUUUUUUACGAUAUUUCCUAUUUCCUGAAUAUUCUGAAAAAUGGGGAGAAUUUCAUAAAAAUCGGGAGACCAGGAGAUUGCAUGAAUUUUCGGGAGACUCUCGGUAAAAUCGGGAGAGUUGGAAUGUCUGCACAUCAUUUCAGUGCAAAACGAAAAUAUCAAUUAAACUGCAAAAAUACUCUAUAUUUGGAAACUAUUAAGCUCAAUUGGGAAGCAAAAUAAGACUUCAUUUGGUUAAUACUUUUUUGGUCACAAUAUUUUCUACUAACAAUUGAAAUGUAUUUUCUUGCAGCCAAGUCUCCAUUCUCUAUGGUGGUGGUGAUUUAUUUGAUUAUCUUGUCGACAAUGCAUUGUCAUCUGACAUUCGCCUUGCGGCCAUCAGCCUUGGUUUAGUAAUCCUGCUUUUAAUCAUCUUAACAUUCUCGUGGUGGCUAUCAUUAAUGGCAGUUAUUACCAUCAUGUGUAGUGUGGCGAAGGCCUAUUUCUUCUACCGUGUCGUCUUUGGUAUCCAAUACAUGGGAAUCUUGAAUGGUGUAUCUUUAUUUGUAAUAAUUGGCAUUGGCGUUGAUGAUAUUUUUGUUUUUAUCAAUACUUUCCGACAAGCUGUUGAUAACAAGGACCUGGGAAGUAGGAUUUGUCACACAAUUUACGUGGCUGGAAAGGCAACGUUUUUCACGUCGUUCACAACUGCUGCUGCUUUUGGUGCCAAUGCGUUAUCCCCUGUAUGUUGUUCCAAUCUUUAUUUAUGUCUUUAUUCUGUCUGCACUGUCGCCCAAACAAUACAAAAAGUGCGAGCUUGUGUUAGGUUGGGAAAUCACACUACAGGGCAAACCAGGGGUUGAAAUGCCCAAUUUGGACCAAACUUUUUAUCUGGUGAUCAGAUAUUUGCCAAAGGUAGCCCUCGUGGUGAUUUAGAAAAAAUUCUAAAGCCUUAAAAUAUCUCAGUGAUCAAGCAUUUCAUCCUACUUUUGCAUAUAAUUUGGCAACAUAUUAAACUGCUUGUGUUUAUGUUAUUUAUAUACAAAGAGAACAUUUCAUAACACAUUGAUUUAGGGCGACCUGAUAUUAAAUUUGGUGACCAGAUCUUAUUCACUUGUAGUGGCUUGGGUGACUAGAAAAUUCUUAAAAUUUUGAUCCCUGGGGCAACCCCUGAGGCAACCCCUGAGGCAACCCCUGAGGCAACCCCUGGGGCAACCCCUGAGGCACUUAGUUGAAAGCACUCUUCACAACAAAAAUGAAGUGAAAUUAUGAUUGCGACAAAUCUGCAUUUUUCAAAUAUGUCUUGUAAUUGAGGUUGUUGUGUUUGCUUCUCAGAAUAUUUAACAAUUAUUCGCCGAAGGCGAGGUGAUUAUUGGGGAAUAUUCACCGAGACGAAGUUGAGGUGAAUAUUCCCUGAUAAUUAGAGGACACAUAUUGAUAACAGUAGAUUACUGAAAUGUUUAUCCUCUGUAAAGAUUUUGAAAUACAAAAUACACCGAGCCUGAGGCAAAUAAUUGUUUUAGUAUUUUUACACAAGUUUUUUUGUGUUUUUAGGGACUGAAUUUAUUUUAAUUUCGCUUAUUUCUUUAUCAGUAAACUCCCACAAAAUGGCUAGCUGCCAUUUUGUAAAUUUCGGUUUUGUUAUAUUCACCUGUAGGUGAAUAUAACAGCUUAAUACAUCAAAUUUGACCAGUCAACUUGUAGGAUUUGUUAUGUUCACUUGUGCAAAAAUACUAAAAUCCCAUUAUCAUUUUUGUGUAGAUUCCAGCCAUUCAUGAUUUUGGUCUAUUCAUGUCUAUCCUUGUCUCUAGUUGUUGGGUUAGUGUUCUCUUUAUCAUGCCUCCCAGCCUCACCCUGUGGCAUGCAGGUAUUGAAAAGUUGGAGUCAGCUAUGUGUAAUCGAGUAUUGUCAGCCAUUGGUUUUCGAAGGAGUGAAAGUUUGAGAUUGCCCAGUGAGUAUCCUUUGAUAUCCAACCACGUACCCAACCAGUAUUCUAGCUCUAGCAGUGGCACAACAACUGCUCAUGCUUUCAAUUAUUCAAACCUUUAGAAAUGUAUUGUUUUGAGCUUAUCUAAGUGUAUCUACUGUAAGUGUAAGUUUAUUAGCAUGGCAGGACCAGUGUCAUGCUUUACCACUGCUACUGUAGCUAGUGUAUAUGUAUGUUGCUGUAUGUUUAUAAUAUGUUUAUAAUAUCAAUAUGUUUAUAAUAUGUAUGGUCAAAGGAGACAUGAAUAUAUAGGCAUAUCAGUUUGAUGCAUUGUAUGUUUAAUUUUGUUCUACUUAUGUAUAUAGUGAUCAAUUUCAUGUCAUAUAUUUAAUUAUAGAUGACAUUCGAAGAUUCCUCUCUGGAAUUAGAAACAACGAAUGUCAUGAAUCUGAGCAUGAGGCGAUACCAUUGGUUAGUAAUAAUAACGAUGAUGUUGAUGAUGAUGAUGAUGACGAUGAACCAUUACUGCUUCUUGAUAAUGAAUCUACAUCCAAUCAAGAUAUCCAAGCUACAGAUUCAAUUGGGUUCCGACUUCAGAGUAUUUUGUAUCAUUUCGUUGCUGAACCUGUUAUCAAGGGUCGAGUUGUCAUUUUUAUGGUAUACCUUGUUAUCCUUAUUGGCUCUGCAUUCCUGGUGACUAAACUACAGGUAUUUUAUGUUUUCUCAAAAGUUUGGUUUUGGGGUAUGUGUUAUGUUUGUCCAUAACCAAGAUAGUUAAAACGUAUUGAAGAGUCUAAUACGAAGGUUUGUGGAGCCACAAGUCACAUUGAUCAAGUAGUGCUUGGAUCGGGAUGAAAAUUGAACAAGAAAUUCACAAAGCUAUUUCUUGCCUUUCCAGGCUGAGUAAAAUGAACUGAAUGUAUAAUAAAUGAAUACUAAUACAUAGUAAUACUGAAUGUUUGUUUUAUUUUGGGUAUGUAAAAAAACUCAAAUAAUUUUGUAUUUUCAGGUGUCAACAGAGCAACCGAAGUUCUUCAAAGCUGACAGUAACUUACAAAGAUGGCUUGAACUUCCUGAUGUCAGUUUGAAGAUGUCUGGGGACAUGUUAAAAGAUCUAACAGACAUACCAAAGCAACAGCUUCCUAAGAUACCUUCUCGUACACCUCCAAUUACAACACGUCCAAAACACACCCAACCACGAACAAAAACGAGAAAAGUUAGGACCCCUGUUCCGCAAAGGCCUACCAUCAAACCACCAACAACAAGGUAACCAUAAGCUGUUAGAAAAACACACGGUCAACUAGGGGUGCACCGGAUUUGGAAUUUUCAAAUCUGGCCGGAACCGGAUUUACCGGAUUUGGACAAAAAUUCCGGCCGGAUUUGAGAUAAAACUGGUAAUGGGGACAAUUGGGGAUAAAUUGGGAUAAUUCAGUAUUCAAAAUUGCGGUUUAUGUUUUUUACUAUUUUUAGUUAGUGUCAGUUUAGAUUUUUGAUUGUGUUUAAACCUUUUUUAAAUAUCUUUUUGUUAAUAACUUAAUAUUUUAUAGUAGCAUAAGUGUUUUUUAAACUUUAAAGCUACCAAAUUGAUGGUUUAUCCCAUUCUUGGUGAAUUUUUUAAUGUGAAAACAGAAAUUUAAAUCCGGCCGGAUUUUCUCUAAAUCCGGCCGGAUGCCGGAAAAUUUGUUAAAUCCGGCCGGAAUUCCGGCCAGAUUUGAAAUCCGGUGCACCCCUACGGUCAACUGACAUUUUCAAAAAACCUAUGAAAAAACUCAUUCUGAAAUCAUCUAUAGAAAUUCUACAUAUUUGAAUUAAAACAAGACGACAGACUUUAAAUCUUCCACUUUGUUGUCAUGCCUCGUGGCUUGCGUUUUAGUUCAAGUACGUUCAAGGCUUGAAAUGCUGUCAUGGUUUGCGUUUGAACUACAUUAAGAAAGAUUAAAAUAAAAAUAUAUUGAGCUCAAUCACUGUGACUGUGCACAUAUUAACAUUCAGACAAGGGGGAUAAGAAUAAGUACAUUACACCAACACAGCAGAUUUCAUGAUUAUUAGAUUGCACUGAUAUCGAAGGAACUAGACUCUGUUCCGAAAUAUCGCAUACUCGAACCGACCUGACCGCGUAGCGCAGUUGGAAGAGCAUUGGGCUAGUAUUCCAAAGGCGGUAGGGUCGAAUCCCGCCGUGGCCAGGCAUAUUUUUCAAGCCUGCCCGGUGUGGAUAUACACUCAGAGUAACAUCACAGAAACAUCUUAUUCACCUGAGUACAUUACACCAACACAGCAGAUUACAAUGACUUCUGUUUAGUUUCCAAACUAUCAUAUCUUGAUAGACUAUGGUCUGAGCCAAGGCUUAUUGUGAAACCUUUCCACUGUUUACAUUGCCAUAAGGCUUGGCUUAGAUCAACGCCUAGACAAAAGAUGGCAGAGCAUGGGCCCAGAUUUUCUGGCCUAGGUUAAGAGUAAACAAACGUUGGUCUAUUCCAAAGCAAGGCUCAGGCCAGUAGUUAAUAGACUGCUUAAAACAAACGUAUUCUAUUAUCUCACUGUUUAGAUUCAAAUCUACAGAACCAAAAACGCCCAAACUGCCGUCAACUCGCGAUCCUACAGUGACGACAAAGAAGGCAGUGGUAACUAAUGCGUUAACCACGCCAGAAGAAGAAACAACAUUUCCAUCUGUUGCGCCAACAGAAUAUAUAGAACCUACUCACACCUCCAAAACUACAAACAAACCUAGAUGGGUAACUACUUCUGCAAAUAACAGUUCAACAUCUAGUAAGUUAUUUUAAUUCAUGGUUUUGUCUUGAUAGCAUAGUCAAAACCCUAUUAGGCAAACAUCUUCAUUUGGAACCUUGCAAAUGUGUAAGAGUUGUAUGUUUGUGUGAUAAUAUAUGUAACGUGGGCUUCUGGUUGAGAGACUACAAGAUCAAACUAUACCUGGGGUUGCUUUUACGAAGACUGGACAGCGCUAUUCAUCAGAUAGUGAUUUUCCUAGCGUUGUAAAAAUACUUGAUAAGCUGUGAAACUAUGGAUCAGGUGAUUGAGAAUACCCGAUGCUAUCUGGCCUUCAUACAACCAAGCUCUAAAGAGAAUUUCGAGCUUUCAGACUCCUUUGUCUGCAAAUCACAUGAUUAAAAUGCUUUUACUCUUUGUGCAGGUUGUCCACAUCAUUGUAUUAAAGGUAGAUGCAACACCACGACACACAAAUGUGACUGCCAUCUCUCUUACACCGGCGAAACUUGUUCAAGUAAGAUUUUUAAACAUUGAAAUAAUUGUACGUGCAUAAUUUUUUUGUUGAAACUGAUCUAAACGAUAUUCUUUUAUUUGCAUAUAUGCGCAUGGCGAAUUGUGAACAGUCGGAUUCUAAUCCCAUUUUUCCAACCAAAACCUUUUAGGGGCACACCAUUAGAAAAUGAACAGGCGGGGUGGGGGGAUUUUCAGUUUGCACGAAUUUUUUUGCGGAAUUUUAAAGAUAUUUUUCUUUACUUUCUCUUCGCAGGAUUUUUUCUUUUUUCCUUUCCUAAAGAACUAUUCGAAUCAUUAGUCGAGUGUUAGUAGAAGGAGAAGCAAAGCACUCUUCUCGCAUGCGACUGAGGCUAUGAUCCGAUAACUAAGUUGAAAUUCUUCAGUCUUUGAAAUUUUCUCUCUGCAGUAUACUGUCCAGUGAAAACGAUGACUGGAGAAUGUUGUUAUAUACCGUUUAAACACGAAAGAAAAUGGCGAUAUGGUUGUUUGAUUGACACAGCCACAGGAAAACCUUGGUGUUCGUUAACACCAUAUAACAAGGAUGGUGUCAAGGAAGAGUGUAACAAAACCGUUGCAAGUAAGCUGCCCUCGAUAUCUUAGUAUCUUGAACGAGUGGAAUGCUGUUCCCUUACACGUCCAGUAAGGAUCGUACGUUUUUGUUACUACAGAAGGACUAAACUACAUUUUAGUUACACUGAUAUCUGGGAUUUAGUUUAGUUUAAUUAUACUGAUAUCUGGGAUUUAGUUUAGUUUAAUUAUACUGAUAUCUGGGAUUCGCAUGGUGUAAGAAAGACUAAUUGAACAAAUGCCUGUUUCAGAUCGUUGCGCAGUUCGUACUGAAACCCCAAACAAGACUUGCUGUAGCUUUCCAUUUGUGUACGAUAUGACGGAGUAUUAUACCUGUAUUAAGCCAGUACCUGGUCAGGAGGUAGCUGAUCAGGACGCAAGUUAUUGUGGUAUUCAACCACUUGUCCACUCUCCUCAAGAUCUCGUACGAUGCAUUUUCACCAGCGAUACUAAACCUACCACACCUCCGCUGUGUCGAAAGAAUGAAUGUAAACCUGUCAAAGCACCACCGAAUGAGGCAACAGCUCUCAUAUAUGUCGUCUUUGGAGUGAAAGGAAUCGACAAAACCUCUGUCGAUUUACGACAUGUUUUGAAAGAAACUCAGGUAUUCAAUUAUUCAAUCUUAGGAUGCAGUGAUUCAAUCUUAGGAUUCAGUGAUUCAAUCUUAGGAUUCAGUGAUUCAAUCUUAGGAUUCAGUGAUUCAAUCUUAGGAUUCAGUGAUUCAGUCUUAGGAUUCAGCGAUUCAGUCUUAGGAUGCAGUGAUUCAAUAUUAGGAUUCAGUGAUUCAAUAUUAGGAUUCAGUGAUUCAAUCUUAGAAUUCAGUGAUUCAAUCGUAGGAUUCAGUGAUUCAAUCUUAGGAUUCAGUGAUUCAAUCUUAGGAUUCAGUGAUUCAAUCUUAGGAUUCAGUGAUUCAGUCUUAGGAUUCAGUGAUUCAAUCUUAGGAUUCAGUGAUUCAAUAUUAGGAUUCAGUGUUUCAGUCGUAGGAUUCAAUUAUUCAACUUUAGGAUUCAGUGAUUCAGUCUUAGGAUGCAGUGAUUCAAUAUUAGGAUUCAGUGAUUUAAUCUUAGGAUUCAGUGAUUCAAUCGUAGGAUUCAGUGAUUCAAUCUUAGGAUUCAAUUAUUCAACUUUAGGAUUCAGUGAUUCAAUAUUAGGGAUUCAAUGAUUGAAUGUUAGGAUUCGUGAUUGAAUGUUAGGGAUUCAGUGAUUUAAUCUUAGGAUUCAGUGAUUCAAACUUAGGAUUCAGUGAUUCGAUCGUAGGAUUUAGUGAUUCAAUCUUAGAAAUCAGUGAUUUAAUCUUAGGAUUCAGUGAUUCAAUCUUAGGAUUCAGUGAUUCAAUUGUAGGAUUCAAUCUUAAGCUUGUAGUGAAUCAAUUUGAGGUUUCAAUUGUUUAAGAUUCAAUAAUUCAUUCUUAUUCCACUGCGCCAGCAAUAUCAUCUCUUAAUCUUAGUUUAACUUUUAUGUUCACCGCAGGGCAAGGUAGUUUAUGAUAAAGUCUUUUCAAAAGACGUCAGUUGUGAAACUGAACGUAUGAUCAAUACUGCCUGUAGAAUCUGUAAAACGUUUAGCGAGAAUACGAAGCUUGUUAGACCGGGCGGUGCCGAGUGCUUUCCGGAGAGUGUGCGACGGGCGUUAGACAAGUUUCGCGAUUGCCG
Messenger RNA from Paramuricea clavata, 9688 nucleotides. Lineage: Eukaryota; Metazoa; Cnidaria; Anthozoa; Malacalcyonacea; Plexauridae. The record is from the annotation of a GenBank genome assembly.